AUGGCGGAGCGCAGGAGGCACAAGAAACGAAUCCAGGAGGUGAGCGAUCCCACCAAGGAGGAGAAGGCGGUGGCCAAGUACCUGCGCUUUAACUGCCCCACCAAGUCCACCAACAUGAUGGGCCAGAGAGUUGACUACUUCACCGCGUCCAAGGCUGUGGAUUGUAUGCUGGACUCCAAGUGGGCUAAGGCCAAGAAGGGCGAAGAGGCACUCUUUACCACCAGAGAAUCAGUGGUCGACUACUGCAACAGACUCCUGAAGAAGAAGUUCUUUGACCGAGCGCUCAAAGUAAUGAAGAAGAAGACUGAGAAGGAGAUCAAGAAGGACAAGGACAAGAAGGCCAAAGGUGACAGUGCUAAGGAGGAAGACAAAAAGGGGAAAAAGGAUAAAGACAAGAAGAAGGACGUGACGGAUGCUGGUGACUCCAAGAAAGACAAGAGCGACGAGAGCCCGAAGAAGAAGAAGGAGGUGAAGAAAAAGUUUAAACUGGAGUUGCACGAGGACCAAAUCUUCGUCGACGGAAAUGAGGUGUACGUUUGGAUUUAUGAUCCUGUCCCCUUCAAGACGUUCGCCAUGGGACUGAUCUUGGUGAUCGCUGUGAUCGCCGCCACGCUUUUCCCGCUGUGGCCUUCCGAGAUGCGCGUGGGCGUGUACUACUUGAGCGUGGCCGCUGGCGUCUUUGUGGCGACCAUUCUACUUCUCGCCAUAGCUCGCUGCAUCCUCUUCCUGUUCAUCUGGCUAGUGACGGCCGGGCGCCACCACUUCUGGUUCCUGCCCAACCUGACGGCCGACGUGGGCUUCCUGGACUCCUUCCGCCCGCUCUACACGCACGAGUACAAAGGCCCGCGAGAAGGAGGAAAAAGCGGCAGCAAGAAGGCCAAGGACGACAAGGGUGGAGCCAGCGGAGGAGGCGGCGUCGAGGCCCGUAAGUCAGACAGCGACGACAACAAGUCGGACAGCGAGAAGAAGGAAGAGGAGGAGGACGAGGAAGAAGAGGAUGACAAGGAGCGGAAAAGCGGCGAGGAGGAAGAGCGGCGCUCGGACACGGACAGCGAGCGCAAGGAGGAGGACGGAUCGCAGCACAGCAACGGCAACGACUUUGAGAUGAUCACCAGGGAGGAACUGGACCAGCACACGGAAGAAGACGAUGACGAGCGGAAGGAGAAAGAGGAGCCCAAAGAAACUCCGCUCGGCGAGGAGCAAUCAUGA
Nerophis lumbriciformis (worm pipefish) is the source of this 1209-nucleotide messenger RNA. NCBI's taxonomy places the organism in Eukaryota, Metazoa, Chordata, Actinopteri, Syngnathiformes, Syngnathidae. The record is from RefSeq and is a predicted model, not a curated record.